AUGGAUCUGUUUAAUCAAGUGCGGAUGUUGUAUGGAACGAUAAUGGAUCAUUGCACUAAUGAAAGCUGUCCUCAAAUGACAGCCGGAGUUACGCACGAGUAUUUCUGGACUGAAAAUGACAGAAUAAUCCCUUGCUCGGCUUCCGUUUACAUCGAUUACGUAAUGACGUGGGUGCAAGAUCAACUUGACGAUGAAUGUGUGUUCCCAUCCCAAAUCGGUAGAGCUUUCCCUCGAAACUUCGUCGAGGUGUGUGAAGGAAUAAUGCGGCGCCUUUUCCGGGUGUAUGCACAUGUGUACGCCUGUCAUGCUGCGCGUUUCAGUGAACUCAACGCAACUCCUCAUCUCAAUACGUCUUUCAAACAGUUUAUACUCUUUGCCAGACAAUUCCAGUUGAUUCCUCCAAGGGAAUUGGAACCACUGCGAUCGAAGAUUGAUGAGCUUAUAGGAUCGUCUUGA
This is a messenger RNA of Strongylus vulgaris, 456 nucleotides long. The record is from the annotation of a GenBank genome assembly. Lineage: Eukaryota; Metazoa; Nematoda; Chromadorea; Rhabditida; Strongylidae.